Molecule: messenger RNA, 2503 nt
Organism: Cryptomeria japonica (Japanese cedar)
Lineage: Eukaryota; Viridiplantae; Streptophyta; Pinopsida; Cupressales; Cupressaceae
Exons: 7
Coding region: 136-2382 (748 amino acids)
Biological process (GO): protein O-linked glycosylation via fucose
Molecular function (GO): peptide-O-fucosyltransferase activity
Source: RefSeq, a predicted model, not a curated record
CUUUUGUUCUUUUACAGGCAAUUUAAUUCUCUUUUCCAAAUCCACCACAAUUCACAACUUAUACCUUAAUAACUUUUAUUAUAUAUUCACUAGUAUCCUCAAAGCCCAGCUAUGAUGUUUUACUGAACUGCUGAAAUGAUCAGAAAAUGUAAUGGGAAAAAUCACCAGGAUGCUCUCUCAAUGCUAAGACGACUACAAUGUAAACAAGCGGGAUUUAACUCUAGUUUGUACCAGAAAAACAAAGCUCAGGAAUCAAGAACUCUGGAUUUUGGGAAACAAGAGCUAAUAUCCCAGAUGGGGGAGGCAGUGGAGUAUAUUAGCACAUGGACAGUAGUGAUGACAGGAUCCAUAUUUGUUAUGCUGUACAUGGUUUUUUAUGUUAGAAUCCCCCAUGGUUAUUAUUACUUAGCUGCAGAGAAGAUUACUGAUACAGAAGAGGUUGUUAAAAAGGAGCCUGUUGAAAAAAAGGAGCCAUUUUUCGCACCGCCUGUAAAAAAAGAGCCUAUUGAAAGAAAGGAGCCAUUUUUCAAACCGGUUGUUAAAAAGGAGCCUAUUGAAAAAAAGGAGCCAUUUUUCACACCAGUUGUUAAAAAGGAGCCUAUUGAAAAAAAGGAGCCAUUUUUCGCACCAGUUGUGAAAAAGGAGCCUGUUGAAAGAAACGAGUCAUUUUUCCUUCCUGUUGAAAAAAACGAGUCAUUUUUCCUUCCUGUUGAAAAAAACGAGUCAUUUUUCGUGCCUGUUGUAAAAAAGGAACCUGUUGAAAAAAAGGAGCCAUUUUUCGCACCAGUUGUAAAAAAAGAGCCUGUUGAAAGAAACGAGUCAUUUUUCGCCCCUGUUGAAAAAAAUGACUCAUUUUUCAUGCCUGUUGUAAAAAAGAAACCUGUUGAAAAAAAAGAGCCAUUUGUGACACCUGUUGUAAAAAAAGAACCUAUUGAAAAAAAGAAACCAUUUUUAGCACCUGUUGUUAAAAAAAAGCCAGUUGAAAAAAAAGAGCCAUUUGUAGUGCCCCUUGUAAAAAAGGAACAAUUUUUAAUUCCUGUUGUAACUGGCUACUUAGGGAUUAACAAUCAAUUGGUGGAGUAUAUGUCUGCUGCUGUCAUUGCUAGAGCUACAGGAAGGACACUCUGCCUUUCACCAUUAUUCAGAGGCCCUUUGAAACAUCAAGGAAGGCUUUCAAAGCACACAAGGAAUGAGAUCACAAUUCCUCUAGAGCAUAGGUUCGAUUUGAAGGAAGUCUCUAAGUUUGUGAGAGUAUCUUCCUUGACCCAAUGUGCCAAUGCCUGUGGGCAUAAGGUGGACAUGUUUUGGAAACUGAGAGCUGAGAACACAAAUUAUGAUGUUUUUGGAUCAUCUCCUAAGCCAUCCAAUUACACACCUGAAAUAAUUGAGCUUGGGUGGUCUUUCAAAAACUGGAGGUCCAGUAAGGAUAUAUCCAACCAGAUGGAGGCCAUGAAUGGGGGUAAUUGUGUAGGCGUUUCAGGGCUUUUCCCAGGCCAUGGUUGGAGAGGGGCAUUCCUGGCUGUAUCUGCAUUCCUCAAGCCUUCUGAUUGUAUUUCAGCUGCAGUUUCAGCUCUCCAUGCACGUGCCUUUGGCCCAGGCAACCCAAAUUUCCUUGGAGUUCAUUGGAGGUUUGAGGAAUCCAACUGCAAGAAUCAUGAUUUGGGUUUAUGCUUUGUGAGAUGUGGGGAUGGAUCCAUAAUCAGUUCUGGAUUGCAUUUUAUGAAGUGGAAAAAGCACCAUUGGAAUUGUAUGGGGAUAAUAACCACAAUGGAGGACAUUGUUGCUGCUAUACUUGAAAAGGCAAAGGAGCAAAGUGUAGACUCAGUUUAUCUUGCAACAGAUGGAUGGAUAAGAGGCCACAAGGCCCAAAUGCUACUUGCUAAAGUGAUCAGAGCACUUCGCAAAGAAAGAAUAAAUGUUGCAGGUCUGUGGAAAAUGAAAGGAGUUCCAAACUUCUCAGAUGGUACUUAUUUUGACUCCACUGAAUUGGGACUGGAUAAGUCUUGUAACAUAAAAACAAAUCAGAUGGUGUCCUUUGUUGAGCAGGAAAUGUGCUUAAGAACCAAAGCUUUUCUGGGGAGUGGAGAAUCCACAUGGAGUUUAUCAGUAUUCUAUGCAAGACUAGCAACCAGGAAAGCCUUUGAGAUAAUCAGAAGUGGUAGACAAGAAAGUAAUGUAAAUGAGUAUAUUAUAGAGCAACUUUUAUCUGACCAGCAUGCUUCAGGACUAAUGUGCAGGUAUUCAAUCUUUUACAACCAAAAGAAAGCGAAUUACACUGUGGAAGAGUCUCAAGAUGAAGACCCUGAUGGCUGGCUUGAUUUAGAAGCCUGCGAGAAAAGGAUUACUAAGGGUGGCCAUUGCAAUCUUGCUGUUUGCUUCUAAUUAGAAGUGUGCCCUUCUCCAUUUUUUUUGUUUCAAUUAUUGUAUAUUUAGUAUGUAUAUUGUUAAUUUUAUGAUCUAAAGGGUUAAUGUAUAAUUAUUUAAUAUUGUUAGUUUAGCUUUU